AGGUUACCCUUAAGUUUUGCAUAGGUUUACCAUGGAUAAGUUGCUCCCCUUGUCCUUCACCUUCCUUGUGUUCAUUUUCAUGGUGUUGAAACUAUGGAUGAGAUCCAAAAUAAAGGAGACACCCAAAAAUCUACCUCCUGCACCAUGGAAACUACCUAUUAUAGGGCACUUGCAUCUUUUAAUAUUUGCACUUCCCCAUCAGCGCUUGGCGGAAUUAGCCAAAAGACAUGGUUCCGUAAUGCAACUACAACUUGGUGAAUUAUCACACGUUAUUGUUUCUUCUUCAGAGGCUGCUAAAGAAGUGAUGAAAACACAUGAUAUCAAUUUUGCUAACAGGCCCUUUCUCCUUGGUGCAGAAAUCGUAUUAUACAAUCUUUCAGAUAUUGCUUUUGCACCAUAUGGAAGCUGUUGGAGGCAACUUCGAAAAGUUUGCACAUUGGAGCUGCUCAGUGUGAAACGUGUACAAUCAUUCCGUUCAGUCAGAGAAGAGCAGGUGUCAAGUUUAAUUAGAUCCAUCUUUUCUAAGACAGGAAAGGAAAUCAGCCUUGGAGAAAUGUUAUGCAAUUUAUCAUAUAACAUCAUUUUAAGGACUGCUUUCGCAGGAAGGUGCAAGAAACACGAAGCAUUCAUUUCAUUUCUAAAGAAAUUCGUGGAAGCUAUGGCUGGUUUUAAUAUUGCUGAUCUGUUUCCAUCCAUCAAAUUUCUUCCGGAUCUCAGUGGGAUGAGAGCCGAACUUGAGAGGUUUCACCAUGAUAUAGACACAAUGCUUGAGAGCAUCAUUCAAGAACAUAGAGAUAGCAGUGCAAAUCCGGAGGACAGUGUUGAUGUAACAGAGGAUCUAGUUGAUGUUCUUCUGAAUCUUCAGGAUCAUGGAGGACUUGAGUUUCCCUUAACAAUUAACAACAUCAAAGCUGUUAUCCUGGAUAUUCUUUUGGGUGGAACUGAGACAUCUGCAACUCUAGCAGAAUGGGCAAUGUCGGAAAUGAUGAAAAAUCCUAGGAUCCUUGGAAAAGCACAAGCCGAGGUGAGGGAACUCUAUGACAAAACAGGGGAUGUUAACGAGUCAAACCUUCAUGAACUGAAGUACUUGAAGCUGGUUAUAAAGGAAACUCUAAGAUUACACCCUCCUCUACCUUUGCUAAUUCCAAGAGAAAAUAGUGAGAGAUGUGAGAUUAAUGGAUAUGAGAUACCAGCCAAAACCAGAGUGAUCGUUAAUGCAUGGGCAAUUGGAAGAGAUUCCAACUGCUGGAAUGAAGCCGAGAGGUUCUAUCCAGAGAGAUUCAUCGAUGGUUCAGUUGACUAUAAAGGGGCUAACUUCGAAUUUAUUCCCUUUGGUGCUGGAAGGAGGAUAUGUCCUGGCAUGUCAUAUGGCAUGGCUGUUGUCGAGCUUUCCCUUGCAAAAUUACUAUCCCAUUUUGAUUGGAAACUCCCUAAUGGAAUGAAAAAUGAGGAUCUAGACAUGACUGAGGCUUUUGGUGCUUCUGUUGGAAGAAGAAGCGAGCUCUACCUUAUUCCCACUCCGCAUCACUUAAGAAUGACAGUGGAGCGGGACGGGAGUUAAUAUUACUAAACCCAUUCACUUUUUCAAAAAUAAAUCUACGGAUCAAUAUAAAAUUUAUCGAAUGGUUCGGAUUUUGUUAUCCCUAUAAUCACCUACCACCAUGUGUUGUAAAUAAUUAGAAUGUAUGUAUUCCACAUGGCAGUGAAAAGAUUGUGAAAUCACAUUCCAAAAUGGGAGUUGUUGCUUCCUUUUUUUUAA
Gossypium raimondii (Peruvian cotton) is the source of this 1759-nucleotide messenger RNA. RefSeq names its product desmethyl-deoxy-podophyllotoxin synthase. Bases 32 to 1561 code for a protein of 509 amino acids. Gene Ontology annotation, molecular function: monooxygenase activity; heme binding; oxidoreductase activity, acting on paired donors, with incorporation or reduction of molecular oxygen. The transcript is spliced from 2 exons. The record is from RefSeq and is a predicted model, not a curated record. NCBI's taxonomy places the organism in Eukaryota, Viridiplantae, Streptophyta, Magnoliopsida, Malvales, Malvaceae.